Molecule: messenger RNA, 928 nt
Organism: Nematolebias whitei (Rio pearlfish)
Lineage: Eukaryota; Metazoa; Chordata; Actinopteri; Cyprinodontiformes; Rivulidae
Gene: tk2
Product: thymidine kinase 2
Exons: 10
Coding region: 40-846 (268 amino acids)
Biological process (GO): nucleobase-containing compound metabolic process
Cellular component (GO): cytoplasm; mitochondrion
Molecular function (GO): ATP binding; deoxynucleoside kinase activity
Source: RefSeq, a predicted model, not a curated record
CAAACGAAACGAGGAAGAAGAUGCAGUGGAUGUUAGGAGAUGUCGGCUGUUUUCAGUCGUGUGGAGUUCCUGUUCAUCGCUGCUCAUCGAGCUGUGGCUCAGACUCCUAGCGGCUGUACAAGAUGGAGAAAGUUACCUUCUUGGAACCAGAGGAGAGCUCUCUCUAACAAUAAUAAUAUAACAGAAAAGUUGAUGCGGAACAGAGACAACAAGAAAACUGUGAUCUGCAUUGAGGGGAAUAUUGCCAGUGGAAAGACGACGUGUCUGGAAUACUUCAGCAGGACGAGCAACAUAGAGGUCAUUACAGAACCGAUUUCUAAAUGGAGGAACGUUCGCGGAUACAACCCUCUGGCCCUGAUGUACCAGGACCCUCAGCGCUGGGGGAUCACGCUGCAGACUUACGUUCAGCUCACCAUGUUGGAUCUACACCUGUCAUCCACUUCUGCUCCUGUCAUGAUGAUGGAGAGGUCCAUCUUCAGUGCCAAGUACAUCUUUGUGGAGAAUCUCUUUCAAAGUGGAAAAAUGCCAGAGGUGGACUUCGCUGUUCUGAGCGAGUGGUUUGACUGGAUCACAACGAACAUCUCCCUCCCGGUCGACCUGAUUGUUUACCUACAGACUUCUCCUCAGACGUGCCAUGAGAGGUUGAAGCAAAGAUGCAGAGAGGAGGAAAGAGUCAUUCCACUGGAGUAUCUGGAGUCCACACAUGAGCUGUAUGAAGACUGGCUCAUCAGGUGUUCCUCCGCUCCUGUUCCUGCUCCUGUUCUGGUGAUUCCUGCUGAUGGCGACCUCCAGAGGAUGCUGCACCAGUAUGAGCAGCACCGGGACAAGAUUCUUACAGUAACUUGAUGCCCUCAUCCCUCAGUGCAGCUUGUGUAUAUAUAUGAUUUUAUUAGGGCUUCAUAAAAGAUAAUUUCCAGCUGUUCUGACU